AUGGGAAAUUGUGAUAGCCGAGAACUUGCCGAACAGACAAAAACUAACAAGAAGAUUAAUACGGAGCUCGCGACGGCGAAGAAGGAUGACGAGAAUGUUAUCAAGUUGUUGUUGUUGGGAGCCGGCGAAAGUGGUAAAAGUACAGUACUCAAACAGAUGAGAAUCAUCCAUAACAGUGGUUUCUCUCAAGAAGAAUCCAUGACAAAGAGAAAUGUGGUUUGUGCGAAUACAGUUCAAGCAAUGGGAGCCCUGGUGGAAGGAAUGAGAUCCUUGCGGAUAGAUUUUAGUAAUCGAUUAUGUAAUGCCCAUGAAAAAAUGAUUCGUGAGACGUUGAGCGAGAACACCGAGUACAACCCAUUCACCGAUGAAAUGUUCACCGCAUUGACAGAUCUAUGGGCAGAUAAAGGAGUUCAAAGUGCCUAUGAGAAAAGGGAAUUGUUCUAUCUCCAUGAUUCUGCCAAAUACUUCUUCGAAUCGCUGAAACGAAUCAAUGAGAAGGAUUACAUUCCAUCAGAGACUGAUAUUCUACAUAUUCGGGUUCCCACAAUGGGAGUGAUUGAGGUGAAAUUCAAUAUGAAGGGAAAAGUGUUCCGGGUAUUCGAUGUGGGUGGUCAACGGUCGCAGAGAAAGAAAUGGAUUCACUGUUUCGAUGAUGCAAAAGCAUUGAUUUAUGUUGCAUCGUUGUCUGAAUAUGAUCAAGUUUUGCUGGAGGAUAAUACCACGAAUCGAAUGCACGAAUCGUUGCAACUCUUCAAACAAGUCGUCAACAACAAGUACUUUGUCAACACCUCAGUCAUCCUAUUCCUCAACAAAAUCGACCUAUUCCAAGAGAAAAUAGUCACCAAGAAACGGAGUCUUGCCAUUGCAUUCGAGGCAUUUAGUGGACCUUACGAAGACUGGGAGAAAGCCGUCGAGUUCGUCGAGAAGAAGUAUAGAGGAAUGGCUGAGAAUAAGGAGAAGAAUAUUUAUUGCCAUCAAACAUGUGCGACGGAUACACAACAAGUGCAAUAUGUGCUCGACGCGGUGCUAGACACGAUACUAUCCUCUAAACUCAAGGGAUGCGGAUUGUAUUGA
Messenger RNA from Caenorhabditis remanei, 1074 nucleotides. RefSeq lists its product as uncharacterized. Gene Ontology annotation, molecular function: G-protein beta/gamma-subunit complex binding; guanyl nucleotide binding; G protein-coupled receptor binding. The record is from RefSeq and is a predicted model, not a curated record. Bases 1 to 1074 code for a protein of 357 amino acids. The transcript has 8 exons. Gene Ontology annotation, biological process: adenylate cyclase-modulating G protein-coupled receptor signaling pathway. Gene Ontology annotation, cellular component: heterotrimeric G-protein complex. Lineage: Eukaryota; Metazoa; Nematoda; Chromadorea; Rhabditida; Rhabditidae.